GACAGUCAGGCACGUUGGAGAGGCACAACGGAGACUGGGGCGCACGAGAGACGGAGAGCUGGAAUUGCAGAGGCAGAGACGCACGGGCGCACGGUCGAUUUUCGCCUCCCGCAUACUGGGGAGUCCCGCGCCUGUCACCAAAACCGGAGCACCGGGCUCGAGUGCGGUUGUGUCAGCGCCUUAACUGGGAAGAAAACUGUGAAGCAACGUCCCUGCUCCUUAUUUUUGAAAGCUUUUCCCUUUUUUGCUCUUUUGCUUUCCCAUCUUUUGUGGGUGCAGAUAUCGAUGUGAGCCAGAGGAGCGGUUUUCUCCGUUGACGGUGGCGCGCGACGGCGGGAGGAGACAGCGCUUGAACAUUGAUGUGGGAGGACUGUCUCCCUCCGACGCGGGGAGCGCAGAUGACGGGGGAAUGCUGCUCGCGGACGGCCGCAGCCGCCGAGGCAACCGCUCCGUGACCCGGGCGAGAAGAGGAGCGAGCCCCCGCCACCGACAGCCGCGCGAGCCGCCAGCCCCGCCAGCCCCGCCAGCCAGCGUCAACUCCGCAGCAGCAGGCAGCGCGAGCCCCUAGACUCCGUCUCUCUCCACCGCAACCAUGGACAAAAGACAGGAGCAGAGGGGAGAGAGAGAAGUAUGUGAGCUCUCCACUGCAGUAUUGAUGACCCAAUGAUCCCCUGCAGAACAGAGCCAGUCAGGCAGACAGAGUGAGGCUCAACUCAGAAUCAAAAUCAGAAUCAGCCCCACGACCAUUCGGUAAAAGCAACCAAUUGAGCAGGAUAUGAAUGGUGUUUGAAUCUUCUUGCCAGCUGUUAGAGGAGGACAGCAACAAAGAAGAGAUACUCAUUUGCAUACAGUUGAAAACAUCCUUCUUUUUCCUGCCUCAGUACCAGCAAAACUGUGCACUGAAUGAGUGGCUUGUCGGAUCACCUACACACAGGCCAAACUGGGGCUCCAGUGGGCUGUGGUGAAUCUCAGGCAGAGGAGAAAGGGUGCAUCGCUGACCUGGAGGGGCUGGAGGGGCUGGAGGGGCCCGAGUUCUGGACCAGGGAGCUCGGGCUCCAGGGGGUGUUCCAGGACCCUUCUCAAGAUGGACUGGCACUGGUGACCUCCGACCACAUCCCCCCCUCCUCUCCCUCCGCCCUGGCCAACGGCCUCCAUCUACAGAGAAGGCUGGGCCACAGCACCUGCCGGCGGAGGCAGACAGAGACUCACACCACCGAGACACACACAUUUGCAGAGACACUUAGAAACAUGCAAACACACAUAGACCCAAAUGUGCAUGCACACUCCUUUUCACACGCACAUAUGGAUAUCAACACACAUACAGGUUCUGUAGGGCCAGAACUCUCUAAAACUCUCACAUCAGAAGCCAUGCACACAGCUUCACCUCAGCCCUUGUCUUUGGCACUUGGCAAUCACUCUGCCUCCACCAAUCAGCUAGCAGCCCCAGUCCGGACUACAGAGACAGACACGCCCUCCCCCUUUUGUCCAGUCCCUGCUGUCCCAAACCCAAACGCAGACUCCUCUCCUCUUCCUGUGGAGACAGAAAAGAAGUAUGCACUGCGCAGCUCUGGACGUCCCCGCUUUCCUUGUCACCUGCGCAAAUCCUCUCGCCUCCGCCGAAGCAUAGAGGAUGGAGAGAAAAGAGCAGGGAGGGAAAAGGGAGAGGAGGAUGACGAAGUAUUAGAGGAGAAGAUCUUCACUGUUAAAGAGGAGGAGGUGGCUGUUGGAGAUAAAGAAGAGCAUUCCACUGUGGAAGCUGUUCUCCCCACACCCACCUGCCAUACAGACAUUCCUCUUGCUCUAACUGUACCUAAACCUGUUCCUAAAGCUAUUCCUAAACCUGGGCCCAGACUUGGGCAUAGACCUGGACCGAAAUCCAGGUCUAGGCCCGGACCCAAAUCUGUCCAUAAAGCAGGUCCUAAAAGUGUGAUGAAACAGCGCCAGGCAGCCCAGGCCCUCCAACAACGUGCUACCAGUCAUCUGCCUUUUGUGAAUACAUCCACCAUCCCUGCACCUCUGCUAACUAUGAAGGAGGAACCUGUUGCAGAGUUGGGGUUAUGUCCUCCCAGUAACCGCAGACGUGGUCGCUUUGUUGGCGUGAGGAGGAUUGUGGUCAAAGUGGCUCGCAUUCCUGUCAGCCUUAGUCGCCGACAGAAAAGCUACAAAAUUUCUAAUUUGGAGACAGUCACGGGGACAGAGAAAGUUAAUGAUGGCAGUGUGGAGGGCUCAGAGGCAGUUCGAGAGCCAACUGCACUUCUCCGCAUGAAAAACAAUGGGAAAAGUGUGAUGGUGAUGUUCCCUCCGGGAGAGCUCCCUGUUAUUCUCAAACGCAGACGUGGACGACCUCCUAAACAGCCUCUGCCAGGAAUACAGGGGGAGCCUCAGAAUGCUGUGAACCCUGGUGGUAACGGAGACCAGCCCAAAAAGCCCCGGAGGCGCCGUCGGACUAAACUCCCUUUUCCUUAUCCGUCCUAUGUUAAUGACACAAAUGAUGUGAAAACAGAAUAUGGGGAUGUUCUCUCCAAACUGGCCUUUUUAAACCGACAGCCUCCUGCCACUGGCCGCUGUUCUCCCCCUCGCUGCUGGACACCUAGUGAGCCAGAAAGCUUUCACACGCCUUUGGAAAACCCUGGCAUAUCCACCCUGCUCCACCGGCUCACGGGGUUUAGACGCCCCCGGGGUGGCAGAGGAGGGGGCGUUGGAAGAGGUGGAGGAGCAGCAGGGGGCAUUGGGGGCACUGAGUGCAAUAAGAGCACCUUCAGUGACUUCUUUGAAUCCAUUGGAAAAAAGCGGAAACUGAGCCCCCUGUCUGAGCAUGGAUUACCUAGGAAAAGGGGGAAGGGUGCGGGUGGAGUUGGUAGGGGAGGAGGUAUGGUAGGAACAGAGCCUGGGGGUGAGAAAGUCAGGAAGAAACGUAUCAGAAAAAAUGGUGCUUUUAAAGGGGGCGGGAUGUCCAUGGGGCAGGACUGGCCUAAUGGGGCAGGUGGCUGGGGGGAGGAGGGGGCUAUGAACAAGGAGAAAGGUUUUGGUGGGUAUCAACUCUGUGGAUCUCCGAGGGGGGGUUUUUCCUCCUGUGAGAUGGGGAGAGGGGGCGCCUACAGCAGUUCAGGAGGAAAUAGAAGGGUGGGGCCAGCUGGCGAAGACUCACAAGGCCUAUUUGCUGGUUAUUUUCGAUCACUGCUCGACUCUGAUGAUUCAUCAGACCUGUUGGACAUCUCCUCCCAGUCAGACCACCGCAAAGCUUCAUCCACUCCUGGUUAUGAGUCAUCCAGCCCAGCUACCAGUCACAGCUGGUCUCCUGCAUUCCCUAAGUGGAGCUCUAAAGGUGGAAGCUCUGGUGUGGAGGGCCCAGCCCAGACGCAUGGCUCCUCCACCAGGCCUCCAUACAGCUACGGUAGCCUGGCCCAAACAUCUCCCACCACUUCUGCCUAUCCUAAAUCCACUCCUCCAUCUCUCUCACACUCUCCCAGCUCCCCACACCCUGCCUCUUAUGGCCACUACUCCUCUGGCUACUCCUGCUCUUCUCCUGCAGUGCCACAGAGAUCCUCAGACUGCAGCUUUGCCUAUGGGUCUGGUCACAGCAGUGGAAAGGCCACCCCUGUUGGUCAGAUGGGCUAUUCUAGCUAUCAGGCGUCAGCCAAGCGGGCCUUCAGUGGAUAUCCUGGAGCAAGGGGGGAGUCAACAGGACCCACAUCACCGGGAGGCGGGUAUAUGUCUGUGGCCAAAAGUAGCCCCUUCAGUUCCUCCUCCUCAGAGGGUUACAAACAGUUCUCCAGUCAGUGGAACUUCAGACAUGGUUAUGGCGGCUGGUCAGCAGAAGGCUUUGGGCCUCAGUAUCAUGGCUAUGGUGAAUACGGCUCCAAUGAGUCCAAAGACAUCUUGGAUAUCUCAAACUACACCCCCCAGAAGGCCAAGCGACAGCCAUUUCCUGAAAGCUUAUCAGAAUCCUCUUCUGACUCUUCACAUCUUGGCUCUGCAGCUCCUGGUUGUGGUCCUGGCUCCACAGGUGGCAUAUACAAACAGAAUGAGACUGUAUCUGCCACUGGGGAGGGGGGUCAAUCAAGUCUGUCCAGCCUGGAGAAACUGAUGAUGGAUUGGCAUGAGAGUGCAUCAGGACCUUCAUAUAACUGGAGCCAGAACGUCCUGUUCCAGGGAGGGGGAACCAGCAAACCCGGCCGUGGUCGCAGGAAACGGACUGAACCACAUUCUGAUAAAGAUGGGGGUUCUGGUUUACAUUCUGAUUCCCCAUCCAGUCCUUCCCCAACACCUACUCCUGGGCCAAAGCGGGGAGGGGUUGGAGGGCGGGGCAGAGGGUCUAGAGGGGGCAGAGGAGGUCUGUCUCCCUGUCAGAGAGAGCGUCCAUCGGGGCCUAAAGGCAGAGGCAAAGCUGCAUCAGUAGUGGGACAUGUGUCUGCUGGAGGUCCAGACGGGUCUGGGCUGUUCCAGGAGGGGCUGGAUUAUUACAGCGGAGACAGUAGCAGCCUCUCUCCCCUGGCCACACCUAAUCCUGCACCGCCUUCCAGCUACCUCCAGGACCCCUGUGAGUACCCCUCCCCUUAUUCUGCCCACCCGUCCACACCUUCUUCAGAGGAGCGAUAUCCAGCCUUAUACCCUGGAGAGUCCUCCUCUUCCCUCUCACCCAGUGUCUCAUCUCCCCCUUACCCCCCUAAGCCCACCCCUCCACCGCCCCAGUCGUACCACCUCGCCCCCUCUAGGACCUUCUCCCCCUCUUGCUCCCCAUCACCACGGUUAACACCCCACUGCGGCACUGCACUGAGUCCCUCGCACCGUCCUCCUCCAAAAGACCCACAGUUUUCACAGUACGACUCCCCCAGCUACUGCAGCUCCCCCUACUGGUACGGACAGACGUCGCACAGCGGCAGCCCCAGCCCGCACUCGCACAGCACGCACUCAAACACAGCCAUGCACGCGCACAGCAACCCGCACACAAGCCCUCAUGGAAAUUCGCAUGGGAAUUCACUCACUAGCCCCAAUGCAAAUACACACAUGACCCCAGCUCCCCUCGACACACAUCCUCAUAACACGCAGCCCCACGCAAACCUGAGCUCACACACCACCACACAUCCCACCUCACACCUCCAGAGCAACCCCCUCUCCCACUCAAACCCCCACACCAACAAUCAGCCCCACCACAAUGCACACACCAACCUUAACGCCCACCUCCCUUCCCACACGCACUCCAACCCCAGCCCCAGCCUCCUCUCCCACUCAACGCCUGUGCUUUACGAGGAACGCAGCCCUCCCUCCGCCAUGACCCACCACAAGCGGGAUCUGACCCCCCACACCAUGAGCACAGGCCUCCGCCAGGGCCCCUUGCCUCACUCCCCUUACCCCAAACCUCCCCUGGACUCCUCGCCCCAUCAGGAGGACACUAGUGGCUACUCCCUGCCCCAGCAAUCCUACCAGGGCAUGGGACUCCGCUACCCAUCCCAGGCGGCUCAGGCUAGUGGGGUGCUGUGCCAGCUCCUGGACCCAGCCAAUGAAGACAGCUUCAGUGUCACCAGCCUGUAACAGCAGGUGCAUUCAAUCCAAGCUUUUACAGAUUUGCAAACAUUUCUUUUUUUCUUUUCUAAGGGGACUUCUUUGUGAGAGACUGUGAAUUGAAGGGUGAGAAUUUAGCUGCCAGCUUUGGACAGUAAAGCUUUAAUUCUCCAGCAUUGACAAUCAAGAUCAAUCGCAACUUACAUACCCGAGCAUGCACAUACACAAAUGCGCACACACACAAAAACAGACACGCAUGUGCAGAUAAGUCCACUACCUAAACACAAACACAUAAAACCAUACAUGUGCACACUCACUCACACUCUGCGCUGGAACGAGGGAAUGGCCAAGAGGAGCUGACAGAUGAAUACCAGACGCUCACGGACAGAGACAAACCUAUUUCCUCAUCCCUUUGAGUCCCGCUGUGAUACAUCUCGCCAAAUCUUUCCGGCUCUGUUCUGUACAUCUGCAAUAUAGAAAAACUAGGAUCACACGCCUCUCUCUCUCUCUCUCUUUGUUUAUUUUCUCUGUUUACCCCAACCUUCCUUUCCUCUGCUAAACCAGCAACCGUGAUCCGCACUGAACUCACUAACCUGGCAUUUCUGUCUUGUGCCCUAACAUGAACCGCAUCUGAGCCCAAAUCAACUUUUUAAAUACCAUGAGCCUAGCAAAAUGUCCCGCUCUGUGCACUCCUUGUGUUGUGUCCCAUAAGAGAAAAAGUGGACUAAAUCAGUUUCUGCUCUUGAAAUACCAGCAUCUGUACAUAUGACUCCAGCUCCAAGCCAGGGGGCCUCUCUUCUCUCCGAAGGCCCGUCAUCGACUUGCCCUCCUCUGCGUUCUGCCAUGGUUUCUCUGCUCUGGGGUGGGGGGGGACUGCAGCAUGGAGACUCAACAUCCUGUGUUUUGCUGUUUUAACUACAAGGGAAAGAGACAUUGAAAUUACACAAUGGCCCCAAAGAGACUCUUGUUUUCUGUGUGCGAGUGUGAGACAGAGGGUGCAUUCGCGUGACAGCAGUAAUGCAUGUAUUUGUGUGUACGUGUGCAUAUAUGUGUGCAUAUGAGUGUGUGUGCGUGCCUGUGGGGUCAAAAGGAGUGAAGCUCCCCAGACACAAAAGUCUUGGCGGGGCCUCAUUCUUUCUUUCACUCUCUCCCUUCUUUUUCUGUGGUCUUGUGUUGUUUGGUGGUUUUUGUGAUGAAAAAAAUUGUAUAUCUGUCUGUUACAUAUCAUGUAUGUAUCUGAGGUGCAAAAUAUUUAAAUACACAUUCUGUUCUUGCCAUUGGUAA
Messenger RNA from Amphiprion ocellaris (clown anemonefish), 6786 nucleotides. RefSeq names its product AT hook, DNA binding motif, containing 1 (gene ahdc1). The coding region runs from base 904 to 5532 and encodes 1542 amino acids. NCBI's taxonomy places the organism in Eukaryota, Metazoa, Chordata, Actinopteri, Pomacentridae. The record is from RefSeq and is a predicted model, not a curated record. The transcript is spliced from 6 exons.